This is a messenger RNA of Falco peregrinus (peregrine falcon), 5173 nucleotides long. RefSeq names its product kelch like family member 38 (gene KLHL38). The coding region runs from base 643 to 2385 and encodes 580 amino acids. Lineage: Eukaryota; Metazoa; Chordata; Aves; Falconiformes; Falconidae. The transcript is spliced from 3 exons. Gene Ontology annotation, molecular function: protein binding. The record is from RefSeq and is a predicted model, not a curated record.
AGUUAGCCUCAUAGACAAUAGAUACUCAUCAUAUUGUUCUUGCCUGGCACUUAAUUUAGUCAUUGUGUGUCUGAUUAACAUAAAAAAAAUACACAGCUAAGCAGAGUUAAUAAAUAACCGUUUUAAUGCAGAUUCCCAGUCUCUAGGGUUUCGUUUGCCCUGCUGCAGAGUUCAGCUCUGCCAGAUUUACAUUCCUUGGGAGUGACUAACUCUAGGGGGAAGAGGCGCAAGCUACUAAACUGCUAAUACUUUAAAAUAGUGAAUAAAUGUCUAAGUGCAUUUAUUCAUCGUGAUUAAAAUGAACAAACCAUUUGCUUCAGCCAUCCAGCUUUAAUCCCAAAUCAGUGAGAUAACUUUAGUGCUUUUGCUUGUUGCCAGGGACACAGGCAGCACUGACCUCAGAGCUACAACCUAUCUGAUAACUUUAUGGAAAUUUUAAAGGGUCUUAGCGACCUUUUAGCUUCUUUAUUGUUUUCCCACUGUGCUUAAACCAUGUUCCAUUUUUAUGUGUAACAGUGAAUGCAUAUUUAGAGCAACAUCAAAGUCCCAGUUUGUUCCCUUGGAGCUGGAUAUUUCAACAAAAGCUGCUAAGAACUUGUCUUUUUCUGUCAAGUCCAGAAUUCAUCUCUCUUCUGUUUUGCUAUGGAGGAGGGAUCAGCUGAGGAGUUUCUCUUCAAAGACCAGGACUUCUCCUCUGAACUGCUGAGGCAGCUGAAUGCUCUGCGGCAGAGCGGGAUGCUGACUGAUGUUACCCUCUGCUGCGGGGGCUUUGAAAUCCCCUGUCACCGAAACGUGCUGGCUUCCAGCAGUCCAUACUUCAAGGCGAUGUUCUGUAAUGACUUCAGAGAGAGCCACCAGGCUAAAGUCAUCCUGAAGGGCAUCGACGCCAAGGUUUUGGAUCUGAUUAUCCUUUACGCUUACACAGGGGAGAUUCUUAUAUGCGCUGAGAAUGUCCUGUGCCUGUUGGAGACAGCCUCCAUGCUGCAGUAUGCUAAGCUGUUCGAGGCCUGCUCUGCCUACCUCCAAGAUAAGCUGGCUCCUGACAACUGUCUGAGCAUGAUCAGGCUGGCAAAAGUCUUGAACUGCCAAAGCCUGAAUAAGAAAGCCAAGGCUAUGGCUUUGAAAUGCUUUCCUGAGGUGGCCUCUUCUGAGGACCUGAAAGACCUUUGUCUCUUGGAGCUCAUCGAUUACCUUGGGGACGAUGAGCUCUGUGGGGAAGAGGAGCAGGUCUUUGAGGCACUGAUGGUCUGGAUCCGGCACGACCUCCAGGCAAGGCAAGGCUACAUCCAAGAGUUGUUCAAGAAGGUCAGGCUUCAGUACGUCCAUCCAACUUUCCUCUUCCACUUCAUCGCCAAUGACGCUCUCGUUCAAUCCUCACCCACUUGCAGGAGCAUCCUUGAGUCAGCCCGGAGACAUAUGUUUUCCUUGUACAGCACCAAUGCACCUGACAUCAAGCCCAUGCUGCACGUUCCUCGCAGGUACUCCAACCAAGAGUUCCUCAUCAUCAUUGGUGGCAGGAAGGACAGCCAGCAGACGACAAGGGAUGUCCUGCUCUAUGACAACAAGACAAACCAAUGGCUAAGUCUGGCCAAACUUCCCAUGCGCCUGUACAAAGCCUCCGCAGUCAGUUUACACAGCAAUAUUUAUGUGCUCGGAGGGAUGCCUGUUAGCAAUAAGAAAAGCCCGGUCAGUGAUAAUAUUUACAUUUAUUCCCUCAAACUCAAUCAGUGGAGGUUGGUUGAGCACAUGUUAGUUCCACGUUACUCCCACAGAAGCUUGGCAUAUAAAAAUUAUAUUUUGUCAUUCGGUGGAAUUGGUGAAAACCAGGAAAUCCUGAAUUCUGUGGAAAGAUACGAUAGCAUCUACAACACCUGUGAGAGCAUGGCAAACAUGCCCGUUGCUGUCCUUCACCCUGCUGUUGCUGCCAAAGAUCAGAGGGUCUACCUCUUUGGGGGAGAAGACAUUAUGCAAAACCCUGUCCGGCUGAUCCAGGUUUACCAUGUCUCCAGGAAUACAUGGUUUCGGAUGGAGACCAGAGUGGUGAAGAACGUCUGUGCACCAGCUGUUGUUAUUGAAGACCAGAUUAUCAUCGUAGGUGGGUACACCCGGAGAAUAAUUGCUUAUGAUACAAAAGGCAACAAGUUUGUUAAAUGUGCAGACAUGAAGGACAGACGAAUGCAUCACGGGGCCACUGUCAUCAAGAACAAGCUGUAUGUCACAGGAGGACGAAGUCUCACCACGGACAAUGCCAUCAAGGACUUGGAUUCCUUGGACUGCUAUGAUCCAGAGACUGACACAUGGACACCAAAAGGAAAACUGCCACACAAACUCUUUGACCAUGGAUGCCUUACACUCCAGUGCGUCCCCUGUUCUAAACUCCUCUAAACCAUCUUUGGUACUCCCCAGGACAUUUAGUGCUUUCCUUCUCAGAAAGGACCCACCUUGCUCUGCAGAGAGGACGUGGGGAAUCCUCAUGGGGUCCCACAAACUCCUGACCUUGAAGGCACCAGCUGCGUUAGUCAUUCCCCAAACGCUCUGCCACAAAGGUCAUGAGCUUUGUGCUCAUGCUGUAUUCACCUGACCAGUAUUGCACAUGGUGCUGCUAAGUCCAGCCUGGGGGCCUUACACAGAGGCUCAGCAGAAAACCAGAAAAAGAUGCUGGGUAAGAACCUGCUGCAGGAUUUAGCCUUGCACAGACUUUAAAUGAAAGGUGAAUAGGAAUGCUGGUUUCUCCAGGGAGAGUAAGGUCUGGGUAACCUGCAUUUGUUAGCAUGCAAACUCAGCUGCAUGCCGCAGCCCUUUGCUGCUUGGUGGUGACCAAGCCUCCAUUUCAAGUGAUGGGAAUGUUUAGAAUAGGAAGCCCCAAGCUCUAGUCUUGUAGCCAGCCCAGCAGCAGCUGCCUGCGUUAGCUAUGGUAGUCAUUUCAUAAGAAAUAAAACGUAAAUGUUCCUAGCAUCAAAUUAGAAAUUAGCAAAAGGCUAACGCUGUGAUCUAAACUCUCACAUUGCAACAAGAUGCAGAUGUGACUUUUCUGAGCUGCCGCUCCUUCAUAGUGCAUGGAAGAUUUUUGUUCCAUCUGCCUGCUCUCCAAAGAAGCGGGAGAAGGUGGGAUGGAAAUGAAGAUUGCAUCUUCUUUUUCAAGGGGUCUUAUUUUGCAGGGCAGGGAGCUUGCUUCUCCUUUUGCAUCAGGGAUAGCUGUGGGGUUAGUUAGGAAGCCCGUUGGCUGAUGGAAUUCCUGUAAUCUGGAAUGGCAGAGAGGACGCAUGAAGGAAAAGAGAUGUAAAGGAGAAGAGGUAUUUGGGAGGAACAAUUUAUUUUUUUUUCUCUUUUCUCCAAACCACUGGAAAACAACGAUGAGAAAAAGCCAGUGACAGGAAACCAGCUUUCCAAGAAGAGCAAGUCUAAGUCUGCCACUUGGCAAAGCAGUUCUGGCUCCACCAAUAUUUUUGUGGGGUUCUGCCACUAAGUGCAUAUUUUUAAAGGGAGGGGAUUAAUCAUCAGAUACCGAACAGGCUGUAAACUGCUGUCAGGUCACCAGGCUUGGUAAGAUUGCUGAGACAGCAGGGAGCUUUGAAGAUAGCACUGAUGACCACCGUCCAGAGAAAGGACAACAGAGACAACACCCCUUUUUCUUCAUAUUUGAAAGAAAGUGUGGCUUUUCCAAGGGUUCAGGGUGUCAAGAGGAAACCACACCCAACCUUCCUCUUCACAGAAGGCUGCACAGCCGUGUGGUCACCAUCACGUUGCAGGACACCACUCCAACAGCUAAGAUCCCCUCCCAUAAAUCUGUAUCUGGGAGCAGAAGGGUGACAGAAAUAGUUAACAAAGUGGGGGGCUGGAAGGAAGCAUUGCGUAUCAACUGCUGUUUUAACAAUAUGAAACAAAAUGGUUGUUAUUGUUUGUAUAAGCUUUGUGUUCAGGAGUCCCCAUUGUUCUCUCGGCAUUGUUGAUAAAGGGAAUUGGUUUUGUACCACCGGUUUUGUGCCAGGGUUUCCUUCUAAGGAUCUGAGUAAACCUGCAAAAAAUGAGUGGGAAACCAAACUCACCCCCCGGCUCGGAAGUCUUUGGCUAAGUUUCUCCUCUGUCUUUCAGUCUAUAUCAUCACCUCCUCCCUGUGCAAAGCAGGGCUAAAUCGCGGGCACAUGCCAAAUUGGACCAGAGCAGUGAUUUCAUUCUGCUUCCUCACAGACCAGCUCCAGCUCUCUGGAGAAAGAAGCCUUGUCAUGGCCAAUUAUGGAAAGUCUGCCCCGGGGAGAUGUUUAUUCCUAACCCUACAGUGCCGCCUUGCCAAACUCCUUCCUGUUGUGACCCCACUCAGCUCCAAAACUCCAGGAGACGCCUGUUGCUGCCAUGCAUUUUAGCUGACACGGAUUCCUGCCAGGCUCGUGACUACACCCAGAACCAAGGGGGAAAAGCUGACUUGGGGCCAUAACCCCAUGUUUGCAAACCAUUGCCACAGUCAUUGGUUUGUGCUUGGAAGCAAACAGAUUUUUUUCGUUCCUGUAUCGUAUAACUAGUGAUUUUCUCAGCAUUCAUGCAGGGGCCAAAUAGUACCUUGCACAGCUGUAGCUGGGCAGGAAAUGGGGAGUGCAAAGAAAAGGCACGGUUGCAAUAGCAUUGAGCACAGCAUCCUUCCCCCGGCCCUCGGGGAGCCCUCACAUCUCCCCCAAGUCCUUGGAGCUGCCAAGGGCUAUGGCCAGCCCUGCUCUGGCUGCAACCCUGUGGUACUUCACCGACUCCUCACCUCAUGCCCGUAAAUCAAGGAAUUUGGUUCUGCUGGGUAGUUAAUAUAAAGCCUGUUUUCUGAUAGACUUCUGUCUUGUGGUCAGUUUGGAUGCAAACUGAUCAAAGUUUUUGGGGCCCUUUGCAAAAAGGGUUGAAACCAGGGAACAGCAUUGAGCUUUACCAAGGCAGACAAGGGCCAGCAGAGUCACUUGGUCACAGGGAGGCAGCAGCUUCAGGGCCCAGGAUAUGCAGCCCCAGGGCAGAUGCUAUGGGGAGAAAGGAUGCUGCCUUUCUAAUCAGGUGCUGGCCACCACCUGGCCCACCUAGAGCAAUACUUAGUACUAUCCCAAGUGCUUUGCAACUGUCGUACCUAGUGUUGCUAUGGGUGAAAGCACAUCUAGCAAAGGUUGACCAAGGUACCUCUUUCUCCAGCAUCAGGAGGGGACUU